This is a messenger RNA of Mesorhabditis spiculigera, 378 nucleotides long. NCBI's taxonomy places the organism in Eukaryota, Metazoa, Nematoda, Chromadorea, Rhabditida, Rhabditidae. The record is from the annotation of a GenBank genome assembly.
AUGCUUCUCGUCGACACAGUGAAUCAGAAGAUCGACUUUCCUCACGGGGCUAUCACCAACGAGUACUUGAUCAAGAGGGAACUCGAAAAGUUGAAGAUGCUAAAGAUGACAAAGGACCUAAUGAAUUUGGACUGCGACCGCCGUCUCGCCCUCUAUGCUUACACCCACGACACGAAGGAGGCUCUCGGCUCGAUGGGAAAUGAUGCUGCAUUGGCUUGCCUAUCUGACUACAAACCCCUUGCUGUUCGCUUACUUCCAACAGUGCUAUUUGCACAGGUGACGAAUCCACCAAUUGACUCCUUCCGAGAACAAUUCGUGAUGUCCCUUCGUCUCCUAAUUGGACCAGAAGGGAACAUCCUGGAGCCUAGCGAGGAACUG